This is a messenger RNA of Suillus discolor, 645 nucleotides long. RefSeq lists its product as uncharacterized. Bases 55 to 540 code for a protein of 161 amino acids. NCBI's taxonomy places the organism in Eukaryota, Fungi, Basidiomycota, Agaricomycetes, Boletales, Suillaceae. Gene Ontology annotation, biological process: carbohydrate metabolic process. The transcript has 3 exons. The record is from RefSeq and is a predicted model, not a curated record.
AUAUAGCGGAUGCCUCUGUGCUUUACCAAAGCAAAAGCAAAUCACCACUGAUAUAUGCUUAGUCUCUCGGCCUACCUCGCGUCUACAGCUAGAAAUAGCACUUACACCGAUGCUGCAAUUCUCUCUGCUGACUUCAUCAAGGCCAGCAACAUGAAUUCUGGAGAUCUCGUCCUUAACACGAUCAAUGCUCAGGAUUGCACAUGUUCUUCAUCUAGCUGGCUGUUUACUUACAACACCGGCAAGUAUAUCGAAGGUUUGAGCGUCCUUGGGUUCGUCACUGGUGAUACUAGUUGGACUUCAUUCAUGCUGGACAAUGUUGCCGCAUCGACAAAAGUAUCUGCAUGGGAAGGCAGUGAUGGUAUCAUCCAUCGAGGUGCCUACGUCACAAACGAUAACGACGGCGUUGGACUCAAGGUGACUGAUAAGUUGAAAUCAUGGAUCCUUCACCGGGUCUUGAUAUACAUGUCACUCACUGUUGAUCAAAUGAUAAUGACCGCAACCGCGAUAAAGGAGGAACGCGGCAGAAACCGAAACCUAUGAGGAACAAAUUCGUCUACCCUCUACCGGAACGUCUAGGCACAGGAGCCCUGCGCUACGAUUUACCUCUUGGGUAUAUUGAGUCUCAACCAUGUCUCAGAAUAAUCA